CUGGCACAGCAGCUCCUCACCACUUCCUGUCCCAUUUCAUCACCACGCUGCAGAGGAAGACGCCUCACUUCGCUGCUGCCGCUGCACGACUCGGAGCGCUGUGAACUACCUGCACCGACUGGGGACACUGGUCUGAGAUGGAGCUCCAGAACCGGGUACUGGGCCUGCUGGUCCUCGCCUCCCUGCUGCCCUCCACAGAGGCGCUGAGCAUCACUGACCCCCAGCUCUGCUACAUCCUGGACGGGUUUCUGGGUCUCUACGGUCUCAUCAUGACCGGCAUGUUCAUCAAGGAGAAGUUCUUCAGAACCAAAGCGAAGGGCUCAGACGAUGGAACCUACGCUUCUCUCAGCAGAGCGACGGGCGACACCUACGAGCCGCUGAUGACCGACCCGGAGCGAGGACGGAACCGCCGAGCGCCGGAUGACUCCACCUACACGGGCCUGCAGAAACGAUCAGAACCGACGUAUAAAGAGCUUCCUGUGAGGAGAGAGCGUCAGCGGAAGAACGAGCAGGUUUACCAGGGUCUGAGCUCGGUCACCAGAGACACCUACGACUCCCUGCAGAUGCAGCCGCUUCCGGCCCGCUAACCGGGUCGGUUCUGAAGAAUCCUGCAGAUCAGCACCAAGUUUUACUCUGAUUGGACCCGACGGCUCCUCAACAUCUGGGAAUUUAAGGCUUUUCCCACCAGAUUUGGAGCUUUAAAAUUCUGAAAUAUGACAGUUUUUUAUUUAGAGCUCAUCAAUGUGAUCAAUAGUUUUGAUUAGUUUAAAGGGAAAUCAAUAAUUCCACUCAUUAAUUAGCAUUCGAUGCCGAGAAGUUUCACUGUUGUGUAAAUAUUUGUAUGAGGAUGAGAAACAGGAGGAAACCUGCUCAAUAGUUUCUGCUUCUAAUGUCUGACUGUGUGAAGUCUGAAGAACCUGAAGUCAGUUUGAACUGGAUGGAAACACAAGAAGGACAAUUUAAACACAUUUAGUCAAAUCAGAGAUAAAAUCAA
Molecule: messenger RNA, 994 nt
Organism: Poeciliopsis prolifica (blackstripe livebearer)
Lineage: Eukaryota; Metazoa; Chordata; Actinopteri; Cyprinodontiformes; Poeciliidae
Product: T-cell surface glycoprotein CD3 zeta chain-like
Exons: 8
Coding region: 138-587 (149 amino acids)
Biological process (GO): cell surface receptor signaling pathway
Cellular component (GO): membrane
Molecular function (GO): transmembrane signaling receptor activity
Source: RefSeq, a predicted model, not a curated record